GCUCCUCCACAUAUGACAGAGCAAAAUCCAUGAUUGGCUGAUGACUCGAUUUCUUCAACAUUUUGCUAAUCCCAUACAUGUUAUUUGUUAUUUGAUCUGUAUGCAAACUACUUUGAUGAAACAUUAUUGUUUGAUAAAAAAAACUUUCAAAGCUAGAUAUAUAAAAAAAAAAUCAUACCAACUUGUAAACUAUACCUCAUUAGCUGUGUCAUUGUAAACUACUAUUUCUUAACAUUUACACCAAAAAAAUGAAGUUAUUUUCAAGGCAAUGGAAAAAGCUAUCAACAAGAGUGUGACCAUUGCCGAGCUCAUUAAGAGAAGGAUUCCUGGAAUCCAUCAGCACACAUCUAUUGGAUCCAUUGACAUAACUGAUAUCUGGGAGAGUAAAGAGGAAGGCCUUCUUCCGAUUGAGACAACAAGGCAUGUGUUAGUGAUCACUAUAACGCUUUCGAAGAAGGAGCUGAACACAUCCGCAGUUGGUUACCAGUGUCCGAUCCCAAUCGAGUUGGGGAAGCCAUUUGUUGAGAUUGAUUACGAAGGAAGAGAUGGAUCACCUUGAGGCAGAGAAAGAAGAGGCAGAGGAAGAGGAGACAGAGGUAGCAGCAUUGCUUUAUCAAUCUUAUUUCUAAAAUCUUAGAGAACGGUUCCAUUUUUGUUGAUCUGACUGUGGCUUUAUGUUUUCUCAGUUGUAUCAGGGGAAAGAUAUGUUAACGUUGAGUAUGAUGAUGAAAGUAUGGAGCCUGAGUAGGUACCUGGGAGAGGAGGACGUGGUGGUUGUGGGAGAGGAGGACGCAGUGGUCGUGGAAGAGGAGGGUUCAUUCAGCUAAACGCUAGUGUUACUUCAAACGAUCCCGUAUGAUCUCUAACAGCUUAAUUACUUGGCACUUAGCUUGCGCAUAAGCAUUGCUCGUCUCAAGAACCUAAACAGAAGAACCAUCGAUGUCAUAAUCCUAACCUAAUCUUCUUUCCGUCUCUGUGAAGAGCAACGUACGUGAGUUGGGCAAAAUGACACAGGACGUCGAGAUGAAAGAUAACCAACACCCCUUCUCAAUCGAUCAUCUCCUCCACGAUGCAGCGUGCGUGAAUCUCAAUCGUUAGGAGCUUCAUUGUUCUUCUUUUUCUGAUUGAUCAGAAGAAGUACCCCGAGGUUAAUCAUGCAUGCUGCCUGCCUCAUCAUGAGUUAUAUUUAUGAAUUAUGAUAAUGGGUUUAGUUUCAUGAGUUUGCUUUUUGGUUAUCUCUUAGGCUAAAGCUUGUUCUUCGUCAAGACGGCAAGCAUUGCUCGUCUCAAGAACCUAAACAGAAGAACCAUCGAUGUGAUUGUUGGAGUUAGCUUGAAGUAACUUGAGAUUGAAGCUACCUAAUCCUAGUGUGUUAUGGAAAUCUAAAGGAUUAGGAAAUAUUGUUUUAUGUUAAACCUAUUGUGUUUAGGAAACUUUGGUUCCUAUAUAAGAAGAUGUCAAGAUGUGACAUAGCUUAUGAGCUUUGAGUGAUUUUGAUAUUGUGAUUGUGAACUUGAUUGAUUGAAUAAGAGAAGGACUUCUUAUUGAUAUCGAUUGUGUGAUUCUACAUUUGGUAUCAGAGCCAUACAAAGCAACUUGAAGAUCAAAUUCAACAAACAUGGGAGACGACAAAGACGAGAUCGCUAUGCACAAAGAUACAAAACCUACCUCCAUCAAGUUUCCUAUGCUAACAUCCUCAAACUACACGGUCUGGUCUAUGCGAAUGAAAAUUGCGCUCAAAGUCAGUGAAGUAUGGGAAACAAUCGAUCCAGGAUCCAAAGAUGAGAAGAAGAACAAUAUGGCUAUUGCGUUUUUGUUUCAGUCCAUACCGGAGGCUUUAGUUUUACAAGUUGGAGACAUAGAAACAUCAAAAGCGGUUUGGGAUGCGAUAAAGGCAAGGCACAUUGGAGCCGAAAGAGUCAAGGAAGCUAGGUUACAAACCCUAAUUAAUGGCGGAAUUUGACAGACUCCAGAUGAAAGAUGGAGAUACAAUUGAUACUUUUGUCGGUAAACUUUCGGAGAUUUCUUCAAAGUCUGCAUCGCUGGGCGAGAUGAUUGAAGAACCUAAGCUGGUAAAGAAAUUCCUUAAAAGCUUGCCAAGGAAGAAAUAUAUUCAUAUGGUUGCCUCUCUUGAGCAAGUCUUGGACCUUAAUACAACCAGUUUCGAAGACAUAGUUGGACGAUUGAAAGCGUAUGAAGAAAGAAUAGCUGAAGACGAAGAAGAAGAUUCUCGUGACGAUCAAGGGAAACUUAUGUAUGCUGAUACGAAUCAAGAGAAUUAUGGGGGGCGAGGCCGUGGACGAGGUGGUCGCUCAAAUUGGCGAGGACGAGGACGUGGCCGCUCCGGAUCUUCAUUCCAGAGUCAAAGAGAAGCAUAUAGACAACGACUAAGCGGAGAUAUUUCGCACAUCACAUGCUUCAAGUGUGAUAAGCUAGGUCAUUAUGCUUCCGACUGUCCAGAUAAAGCACUUAAGCUACAAGAGACAGUCGAGAAGAAGGACGAAGAGACUCAGGAAGCUGAUGAAUUGAUGGUUCACGAGAUAGGACGGUCUCAACGAGUAAGGUCCAAACCCUCUUAUCUCGAUGACUACAUUCUAUUGGCUGAGAUUGAAAGUGAACGACUAUUGAUGGUAAUAAACGAGGAACCAUGGGACUAUACUGAGGCCAAGAAGCUAAAAGUUUGGGUAGAUGCUUGCAAAGACGAAAUCUUCUCUAUAGAAAAGAAUAACACAUGGGAUCUCGUUGAACUACCAUCUGGUAAAAAGCCUAUUGGUCUUAAAUGGGUGUUUAAAAUAAAACGCAAUGCCGAUGGAAGUAUCAGUAAGUUUAAAUCACGGUUAGUAGCAAAGGGAUACGUCUAAAGGCAUGGGAUUGAUUAUGAUGAAGUCUUUGCACCGGUGGCUCGAGUUGAAACGAUUC
Molecule: messenger RNA, 2919 nt
Organism: Brassica rapa (field mustard)
Lineage: Eukaryota; Viridiplantae; Streptophyta; Magnoliopsida; Brassicales; Brassicaceae
Product: ribonuclease P protein subunit p25-like protein
Molecular function (GO): zinc ion binding; RNA binding
Source: RefSeq, a predicted model, not a curated record